AUGCACUCAGGUGUUGCUGCAGUGAAGGCACCCCGCACACACAACCGUCGCCGCGUGACCGGAUCCAGCGGAAGGAGGAGGGAAGGAAGAGAGAGUGAGCCGCAGAGGCCCAACAUGUCCCGGCGUGUGUUUACUUCCGCGGUGCUGCUCCUCCUCGUCGUGAUGAUGUGCUGCGGCAGUGGUGGAGCUACAGCCACUGAGAAACCAACGUCAGUUGAGGGAACUUCACCGGAGAAAUAUUUUAUUUGGAGAGAUAAGAAAGGAGGAGAAACAGUGAGUUCUUUACGUGUUCCAGUUCUUGUUGAGAUGAAUGGUGAUGUGUUUGCCGUUGCCGAGGCGCAGUGCACGGAAGCCAGUAAGAGCGGUUUUACUGGGAUUGCCUCGGAGCUCCUGGAGUGGACCGAUAAAGAAUCAAGAGAAUUGGAUACAACUAAACUGAAGACACAAGUACUGGAGGAAUUUCAGUUUGAACAAGGGAAUUUCACUUUCCUAACACGAGCUCAGGAUGCUUCCCAAAACCGGACAAAAGUACGUGUGAGCCGGCCAACAACAGUUGUGAUUGGGAGUGUUAUUUACAUGUUUGCUGGAGACUACAGUUU
Molecule: messenger RNA, 599 nt
Organism: Trypanosoma cruzi
Lineage: Eukaryota; Euglenozoa; Kinetoplastea; Trypanosomatida; Trypanosomatidae
Product: trans-sialidase, putative
Exons: 1
Source: RefSeq, a predicted model, not a curated record